AUGUCGACUGAGCACCAGCGCGGACACGUGCACCGAGAACUGGUCAAGGGUAAACUUCGACCACCGUUGAAGCCGCCCUUAACCAAAUCGUAUACAGUUCCCCCGGCGUCGAUCAACGAAGUUGUGGUGAGAAAGCCAUCUGAGAGACAAGUGAACCACGGUCCUGUUGAGAUCUCGUCCGCGGCUACAGCUCAACCUCAUACCCAUUCAGUUCCCAGGAACGGAGUGGACGGGCAUGUUGAGACGAGGGCUGAUCUCUCAUAUGCCGAGACCCUCCACUACUUCCACUACUUCCACCACUUCCACUACUUCCACUACUUCCGGCUAGACUAG
Daldinia decipiens is the source of this 333-nucleotide messenger RNA. RefSeq lists its product as uncharacterized. The record is from RefSeq and is a predicted model, not a curated record. The coding region runs from base 1 to 333 and encodes 110 amino acids. The transcript is spliced from 3 exons. Lineage: Eukaryota; Fungi; Ascomycota; Sordariomycetes; Xylariales; Hypoxylaceae.